CAUGGAAAGUGCUUAGAGAAAUUCUGAAAAAAAUACAUUUCUAUAGAUAAUUAAAGAUAUAUUAUUCCCAAAUUAUAAGCACAAAAUGUCUAUAACAUAAAAAUGAAUUGCAUUACUUAAUCAUCGCCAUGAUGUGUUAUCAUGCAGAACUUCUCUGUAGCUUUCAUAUUGUCAGGUAUAACCUCUUAAGCAAAAGAACUAUGUCAUUUUCAUGUUCAGAAGCUGCCUAGCUCUCUGAAGGUACAAACAAACCUUCAACAACAACAACAAAAAUCAAAGAAAAUACUUAAACUCUUAUGGGACUUACUAUUUUGGGUGAGUACUUGCAAAUCCUACUAGAUUCAGUGGGAAAAUAAUGGUGUGCAGCAUUUUAUCUUGCUCAUUUCUGUCUCCACUAGCAUUUGGUAUAUACUGAAAAAAACUCUGGGAAGAGAAAGAGAAAGAAAGAAAUCUAAGAAAGCAAUAUAAUUAAUUAAAAAACAUUUUUCGUGUUCACUGGAUAUAGGAAGCCCUUGAAACAGCCUUUUUCAUCUUCCUUUCUCUUCUACCCAACCCCUAAAAUAAAAGCCCAUUUAAAUAUUUCCUCAGCUCCUGGUAUCAUCAUUCGUGUUGAAUUAGAAUAGUCAGAAUUUUGAGACAACAGCUAACAGUAUCAGCUUUAAUAUUUCCUUUUCUCAUGUGACAUCGCUACUUAAGUUUCAGGCCUAGUAUCUACAGAAGACCUUACUAUGUCUUCUUAAUAGCAGGGAUGCAGUAUUCAAAAUUCAGUCACUUAAUUCCUGUUCAGUACCUAGAAGAAACAGUAGAAUUUUGCCUGAUGAUUUUUUAAUCAGGAGAGCUUUCUAUUACAACGCAAAUUCCUCUUUAGAGGACUGCUUUCAUAGUACAAAAAGAAAUGUCAAAUGCAGACUCAGGAUAGUAUACGUACUUAAGAAAAUACAACAGGAUUAAUUUGCUUAUUGAACAAAGUUACAGUUUUUUUCUUUUCCUCAUCUCAGAAUCUUUAACACACAGUCUAAUGUACAGACAAGGGAUGUUCUAACAUAGAUAUUCUAGAUGUUCGUAGAUGUUUCUAGAUGUUUAAUUGUUUUAACAUUGCUACAGUCUGUUCUCCAUAUAAUUGCCAGCAUGAGAAUUUUGUGCUUUUGAGAACCUUGCAGUCUUUCUGGCCAGCUCAUUCUCCUUCUUAGCACACUGGAAGCAAAGUGGGAGGAAAAUUGCCACCUAAUAUCUACCUUCAAAAGCUUAAAGCACUCAACUGAUACGUCUUCUCCCCAUAAUCUGCUUUAUCUCAGUCUGUAGGGCUAACAGCUUUGGUUAAUAAAAAAGCUGGGCCUUGAAAAAAAUAAGCCUUUUGUUUUGAGUAACGAAUUGUGUUUUGUUAGAAGAUAUGAAUGGUCCAGAGUGAACAGACUACAAUUCAUCAUGUACUGAACCAUUUCAGUAGGAACACACUAAUCCCAAUCAUUACAGAGCUAAUGAUGCAUUUUGGAACAACUAAGUGGAGGGAGAGAGGUGGUUGUGGAAUGUUAAACCAAAAGGUGGGGGAGUAUAAUGUUCCUACUUACGGAUUUCUCAGAAAGCAGUGUCCAACUACAUUCUGAUUGUUCUUUUGAAUAUAGUAUUUUGUGUCCUAGCAAAUUCUGAAUGUGUGUUAUUUACAUACUCACAUUGUUUAUGGAAAAUGUUUUGGUUGUUCCCAGUCCAUUUUCAAAAUUAUCUACUUGAAAUGCAACUAUUUUCAUCAGCAGUGGAACAGUUUGUCCCAAACAGAAUCAAUUCAUAUAGAAUUUAGCUGCCACAAGGAUAGCUGGCAUCAGUGCUUCAUUGUGUGUUUCUAUGGAGACAGCUCAGCCUAUCCUGAAGAGCUGCCAGACCGUACAGAAAGAUGCACAGCUCUGUGCAACUUCAGCACUGAGCAACUUGGAUUUCGUAUCAGAGCGUCUUCGGCAGCCCUUCUGAACUGUAGCUGGCGUGGGGUAGUCAUGCAGGGCUCACCCCGGCGGCGGUCAGCAGCAAGUAUUUUUAGCAACUUUUUCCAGGGCCGGAGGCAUUCUUCCUCUGAUCCCCUUCUUCGCGUAAUCCAGAGGCGCCGGAGCUCAGUUGUAGAGGUACUGUCAUCAUCGACUCACCGGGUUAUGGUGGCCGUAUCAUCUCUGAGCCCUGAGGAGCUGAAUGCAACUUUUCCUGAAAAAAAAAGAAGUUCAAGGCGUCCAACGGCAAAAUACACGAAAGUAGGCGAGCGCCUUCGCCAUGUCAUUCCUGGUCAUAUGCAGUGUUCAAUGGCAUGCGGCGGGCGUGCUUGCAAGUAUGAAAAUCCAGCUCGAUGGAGUGACCAAGAGCAAGCCAUUAAAGGGCUCUACUCUUCUUGGAUAACAGAUAACAUACUGGCUACGGCCCGACCCUCAACAGAAUUAAUUGAAAAGUACAACAUUAUUGAACAAUUUGAAAGAUGCGGUAUAAAAACCAUAAUUAACCUUCAGCGUCCUGGGGAGCAUGCAAGCUGUGGGAAUCCACUGGAACAAGAAAGUGGCUUCACCUACCUUCCUGAAGCUUUCAUGGAGGCUGGAAUUUACUUUUAUAAUUUUGGAUGGAAGGAUUAUGGAGUGGCAUCUCUCACUACUAUACUUGAUAUGGUAAAAGUCAUGGCUUUUGCCUUACAGGAAGGGAGGGUAGCUGUUCACUGUCACGCAGGACUUGGUCGGACAGGUGUUCUAAUAGCUUGCUAUUUAGUUUUUGCAACAAGAAUGACUGCUGAUCAAGCAAUUCUUUUUGUUAGAGCAAAAAGGCCUAAUUCUAUUCAGACUAGAGGGCAGUUAUUAUGCAUCAGAGAAUUCACUCAGUUUUUAAUUCCUCUGAGAAAUGUAUUUGCUUGCUGUGAGCCCAAGGCACACACAGUGACACUAUCUCAGUACCUGACCCGUCAGAGACAUUUGCUCCAUGGUUAUGAGAGCAGGCAUCUCAAACACGUGCCAAAGCUUAUUCAUCUAGUUUGCAAACUGUUGCUAGACUUGGCUGAAAACAGACAAGUGAUAGAGGCAGAACUGUUAGAUAUACCAGAUCUCUCAGCUGAAAUUGAAAAGACUGUUUCUCAGUUGGUGUCUACACAGCUAGAUAAAGAACUAGAAAGACAAGACAGUGAUACAUCUGACUCGUUCUCCCAAACCCACUCAGCUACUUUUGAGAUGCAGGAUGCUCUUUUCUCCCUGGCACAUGCCUAUGAUCCUCUGUGGAAAAGGAGGAAUGCCGAAUGCCUUCAGCCACUCACUCAUGUGAAAAGGCGUCUAAGCUAUAGUGAGUCAGAUUUAAGGACAACCGAGUUUCUCUUAGAACAAGGAGAAACUGCAUGGACAGUACCUACGCAGAUGUUACUGCACAACAAACUUCAGCAGAACAGCGGCGAGGAGUGUUCUGCUGCAGGUGGACAAAAGCCUCAGCUGGAUUUAAACAAAGAAGUCUUAGUGCAUAAUACAUGUACAUUCUGGAGUCAAGGUAAAUUUAAUUUGGAUGGACGAAAAGAUGGAUCCUCACUUUAUCACAGAAGGAAAUCUACCAAAGAAGUACAACGCAGCAGAACCUUUUCUUCAGGUCUGGCAUCUAUCCACAAUUCCAGGGAACCUGGAACACCAAGGCAUAAUUUUGCCAAAGAGAUUGGUCAUAAAGCAGAAUGUGAGACUAGUAUGUAUAAGAGAAGAGUCUAUGCCUCUCAGGACUCUGAUUCUUCUUCUUCUAAAACAAACUUUUCUAUGGGAUAUGAAAGCCAGACUAGCAAAGAUCUGUCAGAGGCAAUUCCACACAUUGUUUUGCAAUCAGAAUUAAGUUUGGAAGCCCGAAGAGUUUUGGCAGCUAAAGCACUUGCGAAUAUAAAUGAAUUUCUGGGAGAGGAUGAAGUGAAGCAGAAGGUAGAAAUGUGGCAGAAAGAACUGAAUUCUCGAGAUGGAGCUUGGGAUAAAAUCUGUACUGAGAGAGAUCCUUUUAUCCUCUGCAGCUUGAUGUGGUCCUGGAUAGAGCAACUGAAAGAACCUGUUAUAUCCAAAGACGAUAUUGACAUGUUGGCAAAAAAUUGCACAGAAUCACAAGAAGCACUUAACUUACUGAAAAAGGAACAGUGUCAGACUAUCCUUUGUGUUUUACAUUGUGUGGUGAACUUGCAAAUGCUACCAGCUGAUGUGGAGGAGGCCUUACUUGCUCGUGCUAUUAAAGCUUUCACUAAGACAAGCUUUGAUUCUGAAAAUGGACCAUAUGUUUACAAUACCCUGAAAAAAGUAUUUAAACAAACACUGGAAGAAAAAAGAAAAAAGCUCAAAGAAGGAACAGAGAAUCCUUCUUGAUUUCUACACAGCUACACUGAAGAAUUAGAUGGGCUUACCAAAUUAUUUUUCAUUCUCCAGCUACUGUAUUUUGUGCUAUUUGGCAUGAUUUACCUAACUUUAGAUAAUAAUAGUUAUUAACAAACAUUUUAUUUUUUUAAAGGGAGUUUUAGUGACAAUUGUUUUAUCUACACAGCUCGAAAGAACAGCGCCUGUAUGACUGUACUGUAGCAUUUGGUUUAAAGUACUAUGCUUUUACAUUGUGAACUGUUCUCUUCUUUUUAAAUGUAUUUAUUGAUUUGGAAUCCUCUGUUAUUGGCAUGCUACAUUAUUUUCAAGUUACCUGAUUGCCAUAAGUUCAGUGCCAUGGUACACAAUGUAUUGAGUUCGUAUGUAUGUAUUAACAUUAAGUAUGUUUACAUUAAAGUUAUUUGAUUUUACUUCGCAGAAAAUAAA
This is a messenger RNA of Dromaius novaehollandiae (emu), 4766 nucleotides long. It is a transcript of the gene PTPDC1, whose product is annotated as protein tyrosine phosphatase domain containing 1. Lineage: Eukaryota; Metazoa; Chordata; Aves; Casuariiformes; Dromaiidae. Gene Ontology annotation, cellular component: cytoplasm. Gene Ontology annotation, molecular function: protein tyrosine/serine/threonine phosphatase activity; protein tyrosine phosphatase activity. The transcript is spliced from 9 exons. Gene Ontology annotation, biological process: cilium assembly; protein dephosphorylation. The coding region runs from base 1986 to 4331 and encodes 781 amino acids. The record is from RefSeq and is a predicted model, not a curated record.